UUUUCUUUUUUUGGGUCGGCACCGCUAACCAGCUAAUCAACUGAAUCAUCGCUGCUGGACAGACAGAUACAAGGGCAGCAAACAAACUAAACCGCUUCGACCGUCCCAAUCCACUUCACGGUCCCUGGCUCCCACCCAUACCCAGCAGCAGGCGCACGAACCGACCCGCGCACACCUCCAUAGACACUCCAUCCAUCCAUCAACCCAUCCACACACAUGGCAGCCGUCUACCUGCCUGGCUCGGUGCUUGUCUGUAUCUGCUGCGUCUGUCGUGUCUGAUGCAUCCUCUCCACCCCGACUGCUCUUUCUCCUCUUUCUCUCGCUUCUCCUCUCCGCUCGCUCGCUCGCUCUCCCUCUCUCACCUUCACACUCCCUCCCCGUCCAUUGCAUUUGCUGUCCUUGUUCUCCUGGUUUGCCUUUCCCUCCUUGCUCCCCCGGCCGCCCGUGUCUCCACACACUAGUCCCUUGGAGCAAGCAAACAACUUUGUAUACCGCUCACCCACGGCUCACGGCGCGCACGGUACACAUUGGAACACAACACCGCGCAAUCCUUCCACCACCACCUUCCCCUCCUCCUACAAUCCUCCGUCCUCCUCCACCGCCCGUCGCCUCCACCGUUCUACACACACCGCCGUCUGUACCACCGGCAUAUCGCGACACGCCUCCCGCUCCCGCUCCCCUCUGUCACCGUCGCACUGUCGCAAGUUUCCCCUGCAUCUCGUGCAGUUAGUCCUCGACACUUGCAUACUGCUCUCAACACAUCCACCCGCCCUUGGAGCUGGCUUGCAAUUCCUCCCCCCAAAUGCCUUGAUUGAGCUCCGUCAGGAAAAAAAAAAUCGUCCCACGAAAUUCCAGGCUUUCCCACCCAAGACUUUCCUUACUUGCCCGGUGCGCUUUUUUGGCCACCCCUCACUCGCCAUGGCCCCAGCGACAACCCCACAGAUUGACCCCUCCUCCCUACCUCUCGCCGAUUAUUUCUUCAUAUCCGGCAUCGAGUCCUCGCAAGUCUACGACGAACGCGCCCAACCCUCUGCCCUCUCUUCCCUUGUUUCUUCCCCGCCUGUCGAUGUCGAGACCAUUGAGGAGGACAGGGCGCUGGAAACAGACUCUAGUCGACCUCAGUCACAAGAGGGUCUGCCCAAUGGCGACGGCUCCAAACGCCGCUCAGAACAGUCUGGCUUCGAAAACCGUCUGUCUACAGGUACAAUUGUAGGCCCAGACUCCAAGCAAACCGCUAGCAACAGGAGUAGCGCCACCAUCAAGGGUCUUCAGAUCGGUGGUUCGGGACUGAGCGAUGCCGAUUUCGAAAAUGCUCUCCGCAAGUUCGCUUCAGAGAGGGAAAACUUCCUGGAAGAAAUAUCCUUCACAGCUGGCGUCGCACAGCAGAACCGUCCAACCCCAAAAUCGCGGCCACGACCCCAACGUGUUCAACAACAAGAAGAUGGCGGAAAUACUAGGUCUGGCGUGGGAAGUAUUCGACGGCGCAUCUCCACCAUGCAGAGUAGCUUGAAAAGGCAGUCGUCUAUGGCACGUCAAGGUGAGUCCUCACGCACGGCGGCGUCCGUUCGGACAUCCAAAAGAAUGUCAGGUUACAAUUCCGUUAUUCCUGUCCCACAACCUUUCAAUCCCGAACCAAACAUGCAUCCUCUCCUCCGGCGUUAUGAGCCCGUUUUGCUGGACCGCUACCCACCCAAAAAUAUGGUUGAGGAGCUCAAACGACGGAACCCUUUCCCUGAUUAUGUGCCCAUGUUUGCAUUUCCCAACGAUGUUAGCGUAAUAUCAUCCGAUGAACGACCCAAAACUCUGUGGCACGGCUUUGCCAUGACUACUAGCGAUAGCUCGAAACUCUACGGAAUUUGCAUGAUAGUAUGGAUGCCGCUGAACGCAACUGCGGCCGAAGGGUUGGAGCGGCAAUGUGAGGAAUGGAGGAGACUGCACAUGAACCCAGAAGAGCGCGAACUCGCCAGCAGUUUGGGAGAACGAUUGGCAGUAGAGCGAGCAAAACUAUCGAGCCUCUUGGCACAAUUACCGACUAUGAAGUCGGACUCGGAAGAGCGCGAGGAAUUGGAGGAACAGAUCAGUGCAGUCGAGGAAAAGAUUGGAUUGAUGACAGAUUUAUUGCGCCCCGUGAGGCAUGGUGCCGCCUCUAAAAUUGAAGGACUCACAGAUGGAGAAACCGGACUAUGGAUCCCGCGCGCAUACGGUGUCAUGGGUAGGGACGCGGGAUUAACGCCGUUUUGGAAAGAAUGGCUCAAAGCUGUUGUGACGCCUAUGGCCAAUGGCACCGUACUUCGCGUGCCACCCAGUUCCCCACGGGUUGGCAUGUGGCAGCCAUUGGAGCGUUACGUUGUCAAUCUUUGUGCGGAAGCCCUGAGUCCCAUCACGUCCAUCACCCAGGUCGAGAUUGCGGUCCGAGAGCUCCGCAUGUACGCUCGCAAGGAGGCUGUAAACGAAAUUCCAGGUUCUCGAAACAUCGACAUAUACGCCCUCUUCCGCUGCCUAUCCAUUCCAAACAUCGUAACCCUUUUUGAGUAUGUCCUGGCAGAAUCGAAAAUCAUUCUGUUGUCUUCUCAUCCCGCGAUGCUGCACCUGGCAAGUUUGGCCAUCACCAAUCUCCUCUAUCCUUUCAAAUGGGCCGGCGUUUUCAUUCCCAUACUACCCGCCCGCCUUAUCCAAACUAUCGAGGCGCCCUGCCCCUAUAUCGUGGGGAUAGAGCGCCGCUACGAACCGACCGAUUACCCCGACGACGACUAUGUUCUGGUAGACUUGGACAGUGACAGUGUGGGGUCCAACGGCCCCGCUCCGCCUCCACUGCCUCGCCAACAACGCCGCAAGCUCACAUCCUUGUUGCAACAUUCCGCCCCUCACCACACCAGGUACGGAGUGCCUACUGGACCCCCAGCGUAUGCCAUUGAAUCAUAUCCAUUUGAUGCUUUUUGCUCGGAAAACCCUGGCGUGUUUACCCAUCGCGCCAUUCCAUCGUCGAUUCAAACCUAUGUCGGCCUGAAUUCGACCUCAUUUGGAACGAUAUCUGGACCAAGCAGCUCACGUCCUUUGAUUUACAAUGCCUUUUUGCAAUCAGGUGCACAGAGCCGCGGAAACGACAGGCCGUCGACCUCAUCUACAAUGAAGACGGUGUCCAAUUCCCCACCUUCGCCGAAGAUAUCCCCGGUUUCCGGAGCCUUUCCACCUCUCCCGAGCACGCCAAUCUCCCGCAGCGAUUCCGGCUAUGCAUUACAAGCAAAUCUACGUGAAAAGAGAUCGGGUCAUUUUGAGACCUCAUCUAGACGAAGUUCAUCCUUUGGUUACGAACGCGUACCGCCUAUGCUGAGACGACCCAGCCAGGGCCUUUUGGGUCACUCAUCCCAAGGCUCAACAUCUUCUUUGAGCUACGAGCUCCGUGCGCCGUCUUCAUAUGCACCAUCGGUUUAUGCACAGUCUACCUUGGCGGCAUCGACAAUUAUGCCCGGUCUGUCAAUGCAGCCUGUGCGCAACACCGAAACUACACGUUGGCAGGAGGGCCACUGCAUGCAAUGGCGACCGCACGAAGAGAAAGCAACCUGUACGAUAUGUGAUGAAAAGUCGGAUGACGGACUUUACCGUUGCAGCAGCUGCGGCACUUUUGCACAUGGUAGGUGCGUAGACACCAUAUGCGUAGUCUGUCCAACUGCGUUCCGGCCUGAUCAGGUUCGGGCGUCAUUUGUCAGGUGCUUUGCCAGCCUGCUCUAUACAUACCGACGUUAUCUGGUUCCUGCAUCCAGCGACAGAAAAAAGUCGGGCUUGAUCUAUCAGUUCAAGAUGGACGAUUUUCUAAAGAGCAUGCCCCAUGAGAACAUGCAAUACAUGCAAAUGAUGCAACAAACUCAAGGCUUCAACGAGUUCAUUCACGAGCGAGAAAGCACCCGUUCGGACGACCCUUCGAUCAAGCUUUUCGACGAAAUCAUCCUUGCUAAGCGCAAUCGCGGUGGUUCAGGGUUCUUCCGCAAGCCGAGAACCAACUUUCUGGCCGAUACGACGGACCACCUCUGGCGCACUGCAUCAGCUACCCCGCCAAACUCGAGGUUUCCCGGGGACUACCGCUCGGUAGUUAGUCGCAUACCGGCGAAACUAGACCCGACUCUUAUGAAAGAGCCUAGAGUCAUACAGGGCGUCCCACGAAUGCCAGCAGGGAAAGCUCGACGCAAACCCAUUCCAUCUAUGCUGGGGCCCAAUGGCAUGGGCCCGAAACACCCAGUCACGCCUCCGUGA
Periconia digitata is the source of this 4248-nucleotide messenger RNA. NCBI's taxonomy places the organism in Eukaryota, Fungi, Ascomycota, Dothideomycetes, Pleosporales, Periconiaceae. The record is from the annotation of a GenBank genome assembly.